AAACAAGCCCUAUUUUUUGCCCUACUUUUCAUUUCUUUCAAUUUCAAUUUCAUUCAUCAAUCUCUUCUUUUUCCAAAUUUAAAAAUUUGAAAACCAAUCCAACCCAAAAGCAUAUUAUGCUUAGAAAAGGAAACUCUCCCCCAAUUCCCAUCCUCCCUCUCAAUCCCAUAUAUUCUUUCCUCAUCGAUUCCACCAAAAAAUUUCACCCUCUUUAGAUUAGAUUCCUCCCACUCCUCUCCCUAACGUACCCCUUUCUUUGAGCUUAAAGAGCUAAAAUCCAACUCCAAGAUCCCUUCUCUUUAAUCCAAUUCUUUUAAUGCUCUCUCCAUUUCCAUUAACUACACCACAAUAAGCCCACAUCCAUCCCACCUCUCCCCCUCUCUCUCCCACCCCCAUUGAGGAGAUAUACUAAUAGAGAGAAAUUGAGGGAGUACACUUCAUCAAUGAUAAGGUUUAGUUUAUGUGUGGGUCACUUGCUAUAGUAUUUGUGGGUUAAAUGGAUACCUUGUUUAGAUUGGUUAGCCUUCAUCCCCAACAACACCACCAACACCAACAACAACAACAACAAUCCAGCAAUCAAUCCUCCUUCAACUCCACCAGCAGAACCUCAAGCAGCUCAAGAUCCUCCAAGCAGACCUAUUCCCAACCUGGCCAUAAUUACUACAAUAGUUACUAUCCCUACAAUAAUAUUCAUCACCAUCAUCAAGAAGAUCAAGAAGUAGAAGGAGGAGAAGAAUGCUUCAAUUUUUUCAUGGAUGAAGAUGACUUCUCCUCCUCUUCCUCCAAGCACUACUUCCCUACUAAUUACCCUCCCACCAACACUAGCACCCCGACUACGACCACCACCACAACCGCCGGCGGCCACCACUCCUACGACCCGGCCACGACCACGACUGCUGGCACCGGCGACUUCUCCAGCUUCUCUCCCGCUCGGGACCCGCUCAGCUUCGACCUCUCGGGCCACAGGUGGGCCUCCGAGAUCCUCCUCGAGACGGCACGAGCCAUCGCCGACAAGAACAGCGGCCGCGUCCAGCACCUCAUGUGGAUGCUCAAUGAGCUUGGUUCGCCCUACGGGGACAUCGACCAGAAGUUGGCGUCAUACUUCCUGCAGGCCCUUUUCAGCCGGAUGACCGACUCCGGAGAGCGGAGCCACCGGGCCCUCAUGGCCGCGUCCGACAAGACGUGCUCGUUCGAGUCAACGAGGAAGAUGGUGCUCAAGUUCCAGGAGGUGAGCCCUUGGACCACGUUUGGGCACGUCUCUUGCAAUGGCGCCAUCAUGGAAGCCCUAGAAGGCGAGCCCAAGCUUCACAUCAUUGACAUUAGCAAUACCUUUUGCACCCAGUGGCCCACCUUGCUCGAGGCCCUUGCCACCCGCACCGACGAGACCCCUCACCUCCGCCUCACCACCGUGGUGGUGGCCGCCGCUUCCAGGGCCAACGGUGGCACUGCCGGUGUGCAGAAGGUGAUGAAGGAGAUCGGGAAUCGGAUGGAGAAGUUCGCGAGGCUCAUGGGGGUGCCCUUCAAAUUCAACGUCGUGCACCAUGCGGGCGACCUUUCCGAGCUAAACCUAUCGGAGCUCGACAUAAGGGACGAUGAGGCCUUGGCAAUCAACUGUGUGGGAUCGAUGCACUCGAUAACUCCCAUGAGUAACCGCCGGGACCACGUGAUCGCGUCCUUCCGGCAGCUGAACCCAAGGAUCGUGACGGUGGUCGAGGAGGAGGCCGACCUCGACUUGGGGGUCGACGGGCCAGAGUUCGUGCGGGGGUUCGGGGAGUGCCUUAGGUGGUUUAGGGUUUACUUCGAGGCGCUGGAGGAAAGCUUCCCGAGUACGAGCAACGAGCGGCUGAUGCUUGAGAGGGCAGGCGGGAGGGCUAUCGUGGACCUUGUGGCGUGCCCGCUGGGGGUAUCGGGUGAGAGGAGGGAGCUGGCGGGGCGGUGGUCAAGGAGGCUGAGGGCGGGAGGGUUUGGGCCGAGCUCGUAUAGCGACGAGCUGUGCGACGACAUGAGGGCGCUGCUGAGGAGGUACAAGGAAGGCUGGGCAAUGGCACAGUGCCCUGACUCCGCCGGAAUGUUUCUCACCUGGAAGGACCAGCCGGUGGUGUGGGCCAGUGCAUGGAGGCCCACGGCCAACUGAUCCAUGAUUAGGGACCAAAAAGAAAAAAACAAAUGCAAAUUAAUAUGAUCAGAUUAUUAAUUAAUUAGAGAUUAGUUGUUAAUCAAAAAGGUUGAUGUUCAUGACAGGAGGGGGUUUGAAGUUUCGUUUCACACGUGUUUGCUUGAUUUAUGGCACGUGCGAGGGGGUGGUGUUGUUGGAAUUUAAAUGAACAUUAGGGUUCUUUUGGUUUUUUUUCUUUUUUUCUUUUCCUUUUCAUUUUCUCUUUUGGGUUGAGAGACAAUUGAUGUUAGAUAGCGGAAGGAAAUUUGGGUUUGAUUUGAGUGAAAAUGAAAUGAAAUGAUUCAAUUUUCGGUGCCCGGCGCUCAUUA
This is a messenger RNA of Punica granatum (pomegranate), 2484 nucleotides long. Lineage: Eukaryota; Viridiplantae; Streptophyta; Magnoliopsida; Myrtales; Lythraceae. The record is from RefSeq and is a predicted model, not a curated record.